GGGGUUCGGUGGUCUGGUUGCUGGGGGAAACAACAACAAGCUAGCCAUCAUGAGGGUCCCCGAAACUCUGAUUUGGGCCUCCUUUCUCCUCCGGCAGGUGGUGGCAGAGUACGGCAUGGCCCAUUUCAGUGACAAGGCUAAAGGCAAAGGAAAGGAUUACUGCAUAUUCUUCAACUCACAGUGGGCACGCCUACCUCAGGACCUCGACAAGACGUCUCGUCUGCAGAUCUACGACCUGACCCCAUCGGUCCUGUGCUCGCCCUCCGACGUCCCGGAGGGGGGCUUUCCAAAUCACAUUGCCAUGGUGAUGAGGGGCAACUGUACGUUCUAUGAGAAGGUCCGCCUGGCCCAGAUUAACGGUGCCAGAGGGCUGCUCAUAGUCAGCAAAGACAGACUGACACCUCCAGCAGGAAAUAAGAGUCAGUAUGAAGAGAUUGACAUCCCCGUUGCACUGAUCAGCUAUGACGACAUGCUGGAAAUAAGCAAGACUUUUGGUAAAACAAGGCUGGUUGCCAUGUACGCCCCCAACGAGCCCGUGCUGGACUACAACAUGGUGGUCAUUUUCCUGAUGGCGGUGGGCACCGUGGCCAUCGGAGGCUACUGGGCCGGGAGCAGAGACAGCAAGAAACGCUACUUUAAGGACAAGCGGGACGACGGCGCGGAGAAGCACGACGAGGAGACGUUGGACGUCACUCCCAUCAUGAUCUGUGUGUUCGUGGUGGUGAGCUGCAGCAUGCUGGUGCUCCUCUACUACUUCUACGACUACCUCGUGCUUUGUGUGAUCGCCGCCUUCUGCAUGGCGUCCUCGGUGGGCCUGUACGGCUGCCUGCGGCCUUUCGUCAGGAGACUCCCCUUCUGCAAGUGCCGGAUCCCGGAGAACAACCUGCCGUACCUGCACAAGCGGCCACAGGUCCGCAUGCUGCUGCUGGCCGCCCUGAGCAUCAGCGUCAGCUUCGUCUGGACGGUGUUCCGCAACGAAGACAGGUGGGCCUGGAUCUUACAGGACAUCCUGGGCAUCGCCUUCACUCUCAACAUGCUGAAAAAAGUCAGGCUGCCCACUUUUAAGGCAUGCACUUUACUCCUGACGGUCCUGUUCGUCUAUGACGUUUUCUUUGUCUUCAUCACUCCCUUCUUUACUCGGAAUGGAGAAAGCAUCAUGGUGGAGGUUGCAGCUGGUCCUUCUGACUCCUCCACACAUGAAAAGCUUCCCAUGGUGCUCAAAGUGCCGCGGUUGAACUCCUCCCCCCUGGCCCUCUGUGCUCAACCCUUCUCCCUGCUGGGCUUUGGGGACAUCUUCGUACCAGGUGUGCUGGUGGCGUACUGCCACAGGUUUGACAUUUUAACACAAUCCUCCAGGAUCUACUUUGUGGCCUGUACAAUCGCGUACGGCAUCGGCCUGCUGAUCACCUUCGUGGCGCUCGCCCUGAUGCAGAUGAGUCAGCCGGCUCUUCUCUACCUGGUGCCUUGCACUGUGCUCACCAGCCUCACGAUAGCGCUGUGGCGCAGGGAGUUGCCCCAGUUCUGGACCGGGAGUGGAUGUGUGCCUGCCAUAGUCCUCGCACCCAUCAGCUGCGCUCAGACGGCAGCAGCAGCUCCAGCUGCAGCUCCAGCUGCAGCUCCGUCUUCCAACAAGAGGCCGUCUGCUGAACGCGAGCCAGACUCCACAGACGCCGGCAGCCCUCCCCGGCCAAGCCCGGCUCCGGAAGACCCUCCAGAGGAGAGCAAGUCAGAGUGAACGCUCCACACCGCGGUCCCCCGCCUCUUCGUCGGACAGGAGCCUCCGCCUGCAGACGUGCACCGCUAAAGGAAGAUCUCCCUCGCUUUUUUUUUUUUCCAAGACUUCUUUGGGGAAAGGAGGCGGUGCCGGCGGGCGGCUGUCGCUGCCGCUCUGCUUGCUCGUGCUGAAUGACUGAGACACCUUCACACGCUGGGCAGAGCCCGGAGCUCUGAACGUCUCUGCACAGAGAAAGAGGGGGGGGAAAAAA
This is a messenger RNA of Salarias fasciatus (jewelled blenny), 1985 nucleotides long. It is a transcript of the gene sppl2b, whose product is annotated as signal peptide peptidase-like 2. Gene Ontology annotation, molecular function: aspartic endopeptidase activity, intramembrane cleaving. The transcript has 16 exons. The record is from RefSeq and is a predicted model, not a curated record. The coding region runs from base 50 to 1735 and encodes 561 amino acids. Gene Ontology annotation, cellular component: lysosomal membrane; Golgi-associated vesicle membrane; cytoplasmic side of endoplasmic reticulum membrane. Gene Ontology annotation, biological process: membrane protein proteolysis. NCBI's taxonomy places the organism in Eukaryota, Metazoa, Chordata, Actinopteri, Blenniiformes, Blenniidae.